GGUCUUGUUAGCAUUCAGCUUCUUAACAAGAUCUUCCUUACGUCUUCGAUCAUAUAUAUGUUUCAAUCACGGGCCCACACGCGGUAGCUACAACAAAUAGAGCCAAGCCUCUCGCCGCAUAUAUAAAUACUCGACUUCAAUUUCGACUAUCCUCAAUCUUCCCGUUUCCUCACGUUUAAUACAAGCCUUGAAACCAGGCCAACCGCCCACAUCCCACUCUUUUUCACGACUUCAAUUCAGAAUGUUCAGCAUCGUGACGAUUUUCUCUAUUUUUUCUGCCUUUUUGUUGGCAUUUUCUACCGCUGCACCUGUCCAUCCCGUUGAACUGCUCGCCUGGAGCCCUACCAUCCUUAGCCCUACCCCUCUCACAUCCUGGCCCCGUGGUUCCACGCAGACCGUGACCUGGGCGACAGACAACGUCCCUGCUGAGAAAAUGAAUUCUACUGGUCUCCUAUUGUUGGGAUACCUAGAAAACGAUUCCGAGAACCUAGACAUCAAGCAUCCCCUUGCCGUGGAUUUCCCUAUCAUCAGCGGUGAAGUUGCCUUCACCGUUCCUGAGAACGCCACGGUUCGCUCCAAUGCUAUUGUUGUCUUGUUCGGUGAUUCCGGAAAUGCUUCUCCAGAGUUCUGCAUCGUAUAAGCUUGUGCCUCGGGCCUUUAACCUUAAGCCCAGUCGGACUCGGCUUGGAACUCGAGAUGACUUAAUAACAUCAUGGACAUGGACUUAGCUUUACUUCUUUUACUUGAUCACGGACUUGAUGCCCUACGCUUGAUUUUUCGAUUGAUUCUGCUAAAGCAGAGACGAAUUUCUUUUCCUUCUACAAA
This is a messenger RNA of Suillus fuscotomentosus, 825 nucleotides long. RefSeq lists its product as uncharacterized. Bases 242 to 640 code for a protein of 132 amino acids. Lineage: Eukaryota; Fungi; Basidiomycota; Agaricomycetes; Boletales; Suillaceae. The record is from RefSeq and is a predicted model, not a curated record. The transcript has 3 exons.